Molecule: messenger RNA, 1626 nt
Organism: Malurus melanocephalus (red-backed fairy wren)
Lineage: Eukaryota; Metazoa; Chordata; Aves; Passeriformes; Maluridae
Product: centrosomal protein of 290 kDa-like
Exons: 7
Coding region: 28-891 (287 amino acids)
Source: RefSeq, a predicted model, not a curated record
GGGAGGGAAAAAGCGACAUUGCCGGGGAUGGCGGCGGCACCCACAGCGCGGCGGUCGCUCGGUUAUGACGUCCCUGCUCGCGGCCUCUCCCGGGGCCCAUCCCGGCCCGUCCCGCCCGCUCUCCCGGCGCUCGCCAUGGCCCUGCCCGUCAUACACAGGUGCCUCCAACUCAGUGAUGAAAAUGAGCAGUUAGUCAAGAAGGUGAAAAAACUACACAUAAAAAAUAAGGAGCUAGAAAAGARUCUGGGUCAGAUUGAAGAAAAACUGCAUCUGCAGCAGUUAAUGCCUGUCUGUGGCACAAGCAGAGAUGUUCAGGUUCAAACAGAAACCCAUUUAUGGAAAAAGGGUGGAGACAGCAAGGAUCUUGCUCUAGAAGGUGACAGUGUCAGACUACUUCAGAUGUAUAAUGAGCUACAGAAAUGUUAUGUUAAAGAAUCCAAAACAAACAAGGCGCAAAGGGAAGCAAUUAAAAAUCUCACUACUAAAAUUCAUGAGCUAGAGCAUAAUCUUCAAGAGCAGAGGCAAAGAAUUGAGCAACUGGAAUGUAAAAAGGUUUCUUGGAAAACUAGUSCUGUUUCUGGAAAAAGAAGUCGAACCCCAGAGGGAGGAGUAACUUCUCACAGGGACAUUUCUGAAAAGGAUUCCUGUUGCAGUAGAUAUGUAGAGCUAUUGUUGAAGGAGAUUAAAAAGCUGAAGAAAGAAAAUGGAAAGUUGUCUGCAGAAAAGAGAGCACUAAAAAAUGAAUUAGCUGGAUUAGACAAGGAUUUUUUUGAAGAGGUAGAAGAUCUAAAGCAUGCUGUACAGGAAUCUAUGAAACUGAACAAUGAGUAUGAAAAGUGCUUGAAACAAAUAAGUGCAAAGUAUGGACUCCCUUUUACAGCACAUUUGUAAACUACUGGGUAAUUUAAUGCAAAGUAGAGUUUCCACAUAUUUUUUAUACUUACUGCAACAUUUAAACGUGCCAUUGCUUAAGUGGUACCACAUUUUGAUAGUAUUAUAGAUUCAGUAAUAUGAUCUCAUUAUGAGAUCUCGGACAUGUAUUUUAAGGCCUUGAUUUUUUUUCUUUUGUAUAAAUGUUAAAUAAACUGUGAUCUGCAUAACUUCAAUUAAGUUUCAAACCUGUCUCUUUCACACUUGGAGUACAUUCAUUGUAGAGGUGGUUGUGGGUGUUUGUUUUAAAUAAUUUUAUUUUGAAGAAUUUCCCAAUUUAUCCUUYUCUGUAAGUUACAGAAAAUCAAAGUAGCUGUGUAGAUUUGGCAGUCUUCAUAAAAAUUUCAGCCCUAAGGAUAUGACARUGCAAACAGAAGUUAAUUCUAGUAUUAAAUUAUUGCAAAGAGGUUUCUUAAAAGAAAAAUGCUAAAUCUCUUGGAAUUUUUCUUUAAUCACAAUGGUAAGUGAAAAAWUGUGGAUGAAGGAAGAUUUAGUGCUCAGAAUUGGAAAGUGUAUUUAGAAAGAUGGAUCAGAGGUUUUUGCAUCAUCAAAAGAAGAAUUCAUCAGAAUUCAAGAGUGAGGUACUUGAAGAAUGUGAUAUUGGAAGAGCUGAAAAGGAAAGUGGGAGUGCAGAAAGUCACAGUCCACAAGGCAGAAAUAUGUUGCUUUAAAGAGGGUGAAUUUAGAAUGAAGAGA